UGAUUUGUUGAAGUGCAAGGUUCUGGAAAUAUUGGCUCGCUAUCAUAUUAAGCUCGAGCAAAUAUUUUCAAUUACAGUGGAUAACGGUGCGAAUAUGCUCGCAUGCAUACGGAAACUGAAAGAUGAAUUUGAAUCAUCCAUCGCUUCGAUGGAGUUAGAGGAACCGGAAGGAAACACUCUGCAAAUCGCUGAUGAAAUUGUUGAGAAAUUGACGAAUGAAUUCCACGACCAUGCCCGCGAAAACCUGAACAUGAUUAGAUGUGCUGUACAUACCUUGCAACUUGCUAUUCUCGAUGUGAUCAACAAGAGGAAUGAAAUGGUGAAGCAAGUGACCGAAAUCGCAAAGCGUUGUAAAAACAUAAAAUACAAGACCAGUUUCGACUACCAUCAAGCUACAUACCCCCCUGUGUGGUGCCAAACAAGGUGGGGCGGAAUUUACAAAAUGCUUGAUUCCUUCCUUGAGCAAAAGCCGUUCUUCACGCAGUUGGGCCAAGAGUUUCCUGAACAAGAUCUUUCAUCAAGCUGGGAAUUUAUUCAACAAUACGUCGAAGCCUUCAAACCAUGCUAUAUAUGUACUAAAAAGUUGCAAGAAGCUCACGUUUCUCUAAGCGACUUCUAUAUGGAGUGGUUGAUGACGAUUUGCUCAGUGAGAAAAUUAGAGAACAACCCGUUCUCACAUGAGCUGACUGAAGCUUUGACAAAUCGUUUAACUAAUCUGCGCUGCUCCAUGGCAUUUAAGAUGGCCCUGUAUCUGGACCCCCGCUUCAACUAUCAAAAUUCAAAGAUUUUCACGAAUGAAGAAAAAGAUCAAAUACAGGUAUGAACCAUUCGCUAAGAGAUCAGAUUAAAAAGCUUAUGUGCAAAAUCACUUUUUUUUCCUAUCGCAGAGGUUCAUUACCCAAACAUGGAGCAGAAUCAAACAGCUGGAUCCUCAACAUAAUGAUGAACAAACAUGUUCAGCCAGCACUGUCAUAACCAACAACGAGAAGGAUGAUUUUAUCACGGAAAUGUUUGGGGGAUCACUGAUCGGAUCCAAUACAUCGAGUGCAACAUUCCAACAACAGCUGAAAGCACUCGAGGCAGAACAACGACAGAGCAUCAGCUAUAAUGUUUGGGAACAUUGGAUGAAACGGAAGACAAGCCACCCAGAGUUGUCAGCAGUUGCUUCUGUGGUAUUGGCAGUACCUGCUACCCAAUCUAUGGUUGAAAGAGCAUUCAGUGCUUUAGGAUUGGUUCUCUCGCCUCAUCGUUCAACAUUGGGUGAGGAUACGUUGGAGAACAUUCUACUGGUAAAGUUGAACAAAGAUGUUUACGAACAAAUCGCUGCCACCAUGUACGACUGGAAAGCAAAUCUGGAAAAGUAAAAGGCUUUGCAUACUCCGAAUGUUUUACAUUUAACUCUGACGAUGUACCAUCAAUGCAACACAAUAUACUUAAUAAAUCAUUUCUUUCGAUUCCAUUUAUCGCUACUCAUCCAAAUCCAAGUCUCAACCAAACUUUUUAGGGUGCAAAAUGUAUGGUAUGAUUUUUUACUCUAAAUGGGUCG
This is a messenger RNA of Ochlerotatus camptorhynchus, 1546 nucleotides long. RefSeq lists its product as uncharacterized. The record is from RefSeq and is a predicted model, not a curated record. Bases 95 to 823 code for a protein of 242 amino acids. The transcript is spliced from 2 exons. NCBI's taxonomy places the organism in Eukaryota, Metazoa, Arthropoda, Insecta, Diptera, Culicidae.